AUGUCUGUUCGAGGCAAGGUGAAGUAUCUUGGCAGGGGGCGGAAUUGGGCGAUGACGGCGAAGGGGAGGAGCGGAGAGUACUCCGUAGUGUUCCUGACGUUUGAGAACUUCCACGCCGGUCCCGCUCCGAGGAGCACGGCAAGUAUGGGUUUGGAGAAGGCGAAUCACGCUCCUGCUUCAAUUCAAAGGGGGGACGAAAGCCAGAAGAAGCCGGACCCUAACGGAGCGGGAAGUCUAUUCUGGGGCCGACGCUCGGGCCAGCUUGCAAGGCUGACAACGAGGGCGCGGUGUGGUGGGGCCGGAUCGACGCACAUCCAAUGGAUGACCCUUGUGCUGGAGCUCGGCGCCCAUCGCACGACUCCCCUCCAGCAGCCUCGUUCAUCAUACGAUUGUCAAGAUGAAGUGGCCAUUCCUCCCGAUCCUGCAUCGUUCUUUCCCGCCCAAUUGCCAAACCUUUGCACACUUUUCUGCCGGAGUAGUUUUUUUGCCUACUCGGCCGCCCUGGCCCGAGUCAAUUCGAGUCAAUCCCCCCCUCCCUCACGGAAUCCGGCGCGGGUCACUUUUCCUGUCUUUGAAUAUCAGCCGACUUUUGUCUUCGUCCUUCCGCUACAGAGCUCCAGCUGUCUCCUGCGAGUCGCAAUUCUCGGCCUGCUCUCCUACGAACUGCCGCCGUUUCCAACAGCACCACCACCACUAUCAAAUCACCUGAACCGCUCAACUUUUUCCUUCCGCCUCCUCAUUUUCGUCCUUGCCUCCACAUAUUCCUCUCCCCAACCCUCAACUCUUUUCUCGUCCUUCCCCGUGUUUGAUGGAUCUUGUUAUUGUCCGUCCCCGUGCUUCUCGUUUGCCUCCUACGCCCUCACAAGCCUACUCGCAAAGGCCAAACAAUUCUUUGAACGAUCCGAACCUCGGCACACUCUUGACGGUACACGAACGCGAACGACCGUCUCUGCUCAUCCACUGCGUCCUGCCCUGCCUCCCUUGCCAACGCCGACCCCGACGACUGUUGCUCGCUGCUUGUCCCCAUCGCCUUCGCUGCCAUUGGACGACUACAUUGCCUUGAUUGGCUACACGAGGUCGUACGACUGGCCAUCUUGA
Messenger RNA from Colletotrichum lupini, 1098 nucleotides. RefSeq lists its product as uncharacterized. The coding region runs from base 1 to 1098 and encodes 365 amino acids. The record is from RefSeq and is a predicted model, not a curated record. The transcript has 5 exons. NCBI's taxonomy places the organism in Eukaryota, Fungi, Ascomycota, Sordariomycetes, Glomerellales, Glomerellaceae.